GUAGCAACACGGAAGCAUUGGAAGGAAAACAAAUAAGCGUUUAACUUUGAGUCGAUUUGAAGUCAGAGAAGAGCUACUGGGCGCCGUUUUUCUUCUGUCUUUGAGGAAAACUGUGGUCUAUGAUGGAGUUCCUGUUUGGGAAGAGGAAGACACCGGAGGAGAUGCUGAGGCAGAACCAGAGGGCGCUCAACCGGGCCAUGAGGGAUCUGGACCGAGAGCGAAUGAAGCUGGAGCAGCAGGAGAAGAAGAUCAUCGCUGACAUAAAGAAGAUGGCCAAACAGGGACAAAUGGACGCAGUAAAGAUCAUGGCGAAAGAUUUGGUUCGCACGCGGCGCUACGUCAAGAAGUUCAUCAUGAUGAAAGCCAACAUUCAGGCCGUCAGCCUAAAGAUCCAGACGCUCAAGUCCAACAACAGCAUGGCACAGGCGAUGAAAGGCGUCACCAAGGCCAUGGCCACCAUGAACAGACAGCUGAAGCUCCCUCAGAUUCAGAAGAUCAUGAUGGAGUUUGAGAAACAGAGCGAGAUGAUGGACAUGAAGGAGGAGAUGAUGAACGACGCCAUCGAUGACGCCAUGGGGGAUGAGGACGAUGAAGAGGAGAGCGACGCCAUCGUCUCCCAAGUGCUGGAUGAGCUCGGUCUCAACCUGUCCGACGAGCUGUCAAAUCUUCCCAGCACCGGGGGGAGCCUCUCUGUGGCCGGCGGGAAGAAGGCCGAGCCCCAGGCCGCCUUGGCCGACGCGGACGCGGACCUGGAGGAGCGUCUGAAUAACCUGCGGAGAGACUGAAUGCGCGAGAACUGUCAGAGAAGCGCACUUUGGCAAGGGUCACCAAUACAAACGCACUCGAAUCUCUGCGUCUAGAUUCUUUUGGAGGCACAAGUGGCCGACUGUUAACAGCGAGCAAGCUGUUCUAUAAGGUGUAUGGCUUUCUGUUUGAGGUGUUUUCAUUUACUUUGUGCUAUGUAUCUUAUCAUUACGGGGGUCGUUACCCUCCAUAGGUCUAGAAAGUCCUCUUCGAUUCAGUUAAGACUCUGCCAAAUGACACACGUUGUCUGUACAUACUAACUUCUCAAAGCAUGAUGUAUUUACGGUUUAGAGCAACACUAAUUACAGAAUAUUCAAGGAAAACCAAAAAAAUCUAGAGAUGUUAAAGAAGGCAAAAUUUUAUAUGACUGACAUUUAGAAGUGUCGGCGCAUUUUGUACAUGAGGUGGGUUCGGCGUUCUUUUUCUAUCAUCAAUAUUAAAACAUUAUCAGCAUUUUUAUUCUCUUUAAAUGUGGAAGGUUCUAGUGGAAAAUAUGGUUUAUUAUGAUGAUAACUAUUGAAAUUUGACAAGGAAGACUGGAAAACACUCCUGGAGAUUAUUUUACUGACGUUUGUGAAGUCAGCAGUGUCCUUAUUGCAAAAUGUUAAGGAGUUUGUGGUGUUUUUUUUUUUUUUUUUUGAGAAAUCUUAAUUUUGGCUUAUUCAAUAAACAUUUUUUUCCAGAAGA
Messenger RNA from Poecilia reticulata (guppy), 1491 nucleotides. RefSeq names its product charged multivesicular body protein 2A (gene chmp2a). NCBI's taxonomy places the organism in Eukaryota, Metazoa, Chordata, Actinopteri, Cyprinodontiformes, Poeciliidae. Gene Ontology annotation, biological process: vacuolar transport. The record is from RefSeq and is a predicted model, not a curated record.